CUUCGGUCACUCCUUUCUCUCUUCUUCCUUCCAUCGGCGAAGAAGCGGGUGGCGCGAGGCCUCCACCGCGCUGCCCCCUCCCUCCGGUCCGAUCUCCCUGCUUCGUCCCUCUCCGGGAGAUCGGGCUCUUCCGCUCUUCGUUCGCCGAUCCCGUCUAAUAUGCCCUCCGUCGUCGCCAAGUCCUAUUUUCCUAGGACGUUGAUUGAUGAGGAUGGAGACGGGAUCGGAAACGGAAGCGGCAAGACGCAUCUCUACUUGAACAUUUACGAUAUCUCGCCGGUGAAUAAGUACCUAUAUUAUUUGGGGAUCGGUAUCUUCCAUUCUGGGAUUGAAGUUCAUGGCAUGGAAUAUGGAUUCGGAGCACAUGAUUUUUCGAUGAGCGGGGUAUUUGAAGUGGAGCCAAAAAGCUGUCCUGGAUUCAUCUUCAGACGAUCUGUGUGGCUGGGCACCACGAACAUUUCUCGCUCAGAAUUUCGCUUAUUUAUGGAAGAUCUUUCUGAAAAGUACUAUGGUGAUACCUACCAUUUGAUGGACAAGAACUGCAACCAUUUUACAGAGGAAGUAAGCAUGCAGCUGAUAGGGAAGCCAAUUCCAGGAUGGGUGAAUAGACUAGCUAACAUUGGCUCAUUCGGCAGCUGUAUUUUACCAGAACACAUCCGUAUCGAAACAGUCAGAGACCUACCACCUCGUCCAUCUUCUUCAGAUGGUUCGGACAUAUUUGAUUUGUCAUGCCUACAGGGAUUGGACAGAGAGAAUCAGACCAUCAAUGUUUCAUGAAACCAAACAAUGCCUUUGUGCAUUCGAAUGAUAAGCCGCCAAAGAUUUGCUAGAGAAAACCUUUUAUUGCAUUUGACAUUGCUAAAAGAAUUGCCUCAUUAUCCCUGUGCACUGUAAAUGUUAACCUUUUCUGAUACGUGAACAUGAAGUAUUGUCAUAGAUGGCUUGUUCAAUUUUGUGU
Zingiber officinale is the source of this 958-nucleotide messenger RNA. Its product is annotated as deSI-like protein At4g17486. NCBI's taxonomy places the organism in Eukaryota, Viridiplantae, Streptophyta, Magnoliopsida, Zingiberales, Zingiberaceae. Gene Ontology annotation, molecular function: deubiquitinase activity. The coding region runs from base 160 to 777 and encodes 205 amino acids. The transcript is spliced from 5 exons. Gene Ontology annotation, biological process: protein deubiquitination. The record is from RefSeq and is a predicted model, not a curated record.